Messenger RNA from Bathycoccus prasinos, 1215 nucleotides. RefSeq names its product mitochondrial carrier family. The coding region runs from base 1 to 1215 and encodes 404 amino acids. Lineage: Eukaryota; Viridiplantae; Chlorophyta; Mamiellophyceae; Mamiellales; Bathycoccaceae. The transcript has a single exon. Gene Ontology annotation, biological process: transmembrane transport. The record is from RefSeq and is a predicted model, not a curated record.
AUGUCGGAGGGAAAGUCGAACGAUGACGAUACCGAUGGAAAAAAGAUGUUUAAUUCGUCGUCGUCUCUGAUUAUGAACCAAUUCCUCGCCGGCGGUGUGAGCGGUCUCCUCUCGAGAGCAGCGACGCACCCGGUGGAUACGAUCAAGAGUCAGAUGCAAGUUUCGAAUUUGGUCGUCACAAGGAGGAGUACCGAGAGGAGCGGAUGCGAUAGUACGAGUCAUCGUCGUCCGAUUUUGACGAGCGCUCGACUUUUGAACGCAAAACAUGCGAUACAAAAUCUGUACAGAGGUUUCGGGGCAGCCGCGCUUGGUGCGCCGAUGGCGAGCGGGAUGUAUUUUCUCGGGUACGAGACGACGAAGAAGACGCUGAAGAAGAUACGCAGAGAACGAAGACGAGAAGGAGCGUUUAAUGAUGAUGAUCACGAAGAAGAAGAAGAAGAUAAUAAAACAACGAUAUAUAUGAUAGAUAAUAUAAUCACGGGCGUCGGCGCGCAAGCGUUUGCCGGGAUCGCGUACACGCCGGUGGACGUCGUCAAAGAACGGAUGCAAGUGAGUUCGGUGUUGCCGACGAAUUUGAAAACGAAUAACGGGGUGGAUUACCGGAACGCGUUCGACGCGUUGAAAACGAUCGUGAAAAACGAAGGCAUCAAGAACGGUUUGAUGCGAGGGUACUGGGCGCAGAAUUUCGUCUGGUGGCCGUGGUCGGCGUGUUAUUUCGUCGCGUACGAAAAAGGUUUAGAGAUUUUUCGUAGAAACAACAACGACAACAAAAGUAGUCUUCGCGUUGAUGAUAACGGUGGUGUUUUUGGUGGUGAUGCUGAGCGCAGUAAUUUUGAGAGUAGCAGUAGUAGUAGUAGUAGUGUUAAAAGUAGUAGUAGUUUUUAUCGGGAGGGGGGGUGGUACGAAAACAACAUUUCGCCGCACGCGGUCUCGGCGUUCGCCGCGGCGACGUGCGCGACGAUCUUGACGCACCCGUUGGAUUUGUGCAAAACACGAGUACAAACGAUGACUAAUAAUAAUAAUAACAACAAUAACAAGAAAGUGAUGACGUUACGGACGGUUUUCAAAGAUGUCGUCAGAAAAGAAGGCGUUUUGGCUUUAUACAGAGGCGUGUUUGCGAGAGUUUUGAGCGUCGCGCCCGGGUCGGCGAUUUCUUUUUACGCGUACGAAUCCAUUCGGAAAAGUGGCGCGUUACGUUUAGAGGAGGAGGAUUAG